GGGAGACGAUAUGGUGGACAGCGACCACUGUGCAUAGAGUUAUAUGAUAGAAAGUCUGUUCUAUCGUAUAACUAUGAUUCAGUGGCAGCGAUGGAGCGACAAAAGCAGGGAUGUGUUGCAGGGGGAAGGUGAUUUGGGACGGACUGUCGUCUUUGCUCGUAUGUUCCGCCGGUAUCCGUCCUCCAUGAGUAAGACAGAAAUGUAUGUUUUUUUAUGACUUCAUAAAAGGCCGUAUUACGUUGUCUUUCUGGUGCCGUGUUGCGUUUAUGAUGUCAUGUUGCAGCGUUCUGACGUGGUUCCAGCAGCAGUGACGCGCUCUGAGUGAGUCUGAGUGGAGACAGCAGCUGAAAGUGUACAGGUGUUGUUGAGGAUGUGGAGGGCAGGUUGUGCACUGCGUUUGAGGCGUGCAGAGACAACAGCCAGACUGUGUUCCAGUCACCCACCAGACCCUCCACACUCCUCUUCGGCGCGGUCACGGUCCUCUCCACUGCUCCAGGCCGAGAAACAAAGACGCAAAAGACUGAAGGAGGCGGCCAUACUGUCGAGUCAGCACAGUGUUGCUGAAAAUCAAGCACUGACAUGGAGUGAGAGAGAGAAUAUUUCAUACACUGUCGACACCCCACCUGGGAAGAAGAAAGACACCAGUGUGCCUUUCCCGUCUGCCUUCAGCCCAGAGUACGUGGAGUCCAGCUGGUACCACUGGUGGGAGAAAGAAGGAUUCUUCAGGCCGGAGUUGCAUGAAACAUUACCUCAUGCUGUGGAUCAGACCUUCUGUCUGUGUAUCCCUCCGCCUAAUGUGACUGGCACGCUACACCUUGGCCAUGCUCUGACUGUUGCCAUAGAAGAUGCUCUGGUUCGAUGGAAAAGGAUGCAGGGAUACAGAGUGCUCUGGGUUCCUGGGUGUGACCACGCAGGAAUAGCAACACAGACAGUGGUGGAGAGGAGCCUCCUGAGGGAAGAAGGAAAGCACAGGCAGGACUUCACCAGAAAGGAGUUUCUGCAGAAGGUGUGGGACUGGAAGAAUGAUAAGGGUGAAGAGAUCUACCAUCAGCUUCGUCGACUGGGUGCCUCUCUGGACUGGAGCAGGGCCUGCUUCACCAUGGACCCAGUUUUCAGCAGUGCUGUGACAGAGGCUUUCAUUCAGCUGUGUGACGCCGGGCUGAUUUAUCGCUCAGAGCGGCUGGUGAACUGGAGCUGUGCUCUGCAGUCUGCCAUCUCUGACAUCGAGGUUGAUUCCAAGAUGCUGUCUGGGCCCACAUUGUUGUCUGUUCCUGGGUACGACAGCCGAGUGGCAUUUGGAACCAUUUUCACCUUUGUAUAUCCAAUCGAAGGCUGUGAUGGAGAGGUGGAGGUGUCCACCACCCGCCCUGAGACCAUGCUGGGCGACGUGGCUGUGGCUGUGCACCCUGAUGAUCCUCGGUACCAGGCUCUUCAUGGAAAGCGGUGCAGGCACCCCUUAAACAACAGAUCGCUGCCCAUUGUCACCGACACUAUGGUGGAUAUGGAUCUAGGAACAGGUGCGGUGAAGGUUACUCCCGCUCACGACCAUGCUGAUUUCCAGCUUUCACAGAGACACUCCCUGCCUCGUCUGACUGUCAUUGGAGAGGACGGGAUGAUGACGCCCCUCUGUGGACAGUGGCUACAGGGGGUGAAGCGUUUUGAUGCGAGACAGAUGGUGUUGGAUGCCCUCUCUGAGAAGAAGCUGCUGAGAGGGAAGAAGGACCACGCCAUGACUUUACCAAUCUGCAGCCGCUCUGGUGAUGUCAUCGAGCCUCUUCUGAAGAAGCAGUGGUUUGUCCGCUGUGAUGAAAUGGCGAAAAAAGCUAUUCAGGCUGUGGAGGAGGGACAGCUGGAAAUCAUCCCUCCGGUUUACACCAAGCGGUGGAAGACCUGGCUCUCGAGCAUCAGUGAUUGGUGCAUUUCUCGACAGCUCUGGUGGGGUCAUCAGAUCCCUGCUUACAGAGUGGAGCUCCCCAAGUCUUCUGGCAUGCAGGAGGAGCAGUGGGUUUGGGGAAGGAGUGAAGAUGAGGCCAGACUGAGAGCUGCAGUCAAAUAUGGAGAGAACCCAGAGGACAUCACUUUGGCUCAGGACUCUGAUGUACUGGAUACGUGGUUCUCCUCUGGACUCUUUCCUUUCGCCAUGUUGGGUUGGCCUCAGCAGACUGAUGACUUUCAGCGAUACUACCCCAACUCAAUUCUUGAGACAGGGAGUGACCUGAUCUUCUUCUGGGUGGCCAGGAUGGUGAUGCUGGGCACAGAGCUGACUGGACAGUUACCUUUUAAACAGGUUCUUCUCCAUCCUAUGGUGAGAGAUAGACAUGGCAGAAAAUGAGGUAAAUCUCUGGGAAACGUCAUUGAUCCUUUAGAUGUCAUACAUGGCAUCUCACUGGAGAAACUUCAGGAAAAAGUGAAGGAAGGAAAUCUUGAGCCCAGGGAACGGAUUGUUGCCAUGGAAGCACAGAGGAAAGAGUUCCCCAACGGAAUCCCACAGUGUGGUACUGAUGCACUGCGCUUUGCCCUUUGCUCUCACAAUAUUCAAGGAGAAGACACCAGUCUGUCCGUCUCUCAGGUUCUGAGCUGCAGACACUUCUGUAAUAAAAUGUGGCAGACAUUACGCUUCACACUGGGCGUGUUGGAGAACAACACAUCACAAGUGGAAACACUGGAGAAGACCACUCCUGUGACCAACAUGGACCGCUGGAUUUGUUCUCGGCUCUACAGCACAGUCACACAAUGUGAGCGAAGCUUUGAAGCCUAUGAGCUGCACACAGUCACAUCUGCCCUCUAUUCCUUUUGGACACACAGCCUCUGUGACGUUUAUGUGGAGUACAUGAAGCCUCUGCUGCAACAACAGAACGACACGUGCACACAACACAGUGCCAUGCUGAGGCAGGCCGCCACCAGCAUCCUCUAUCACUGUGUUUCUGUGUCUCUGGCCCUCCUUUCCCCCUUCAUGCCCUUCAUCACAGAGGAACUGUGGCAGAGACUGCAGCCAUACGGACCUCACAUCGUCCAGGCCACAGCCCAGGCCAGCACGCAGGCCAGCCUGUGCCUGCAGCCGUACCCUCGCUCCUCCCAACUGGUUCAUUUGUAUUUCCCUGAAGAAGAAAAACAGUUCUCGUGGGUUCAGGAAGUGGUUCGAGUCGCUCGCUCACUCAAAGCCCAGUGUGGCAUGACCAAAGAGAAACCUACCAUGUGGGCGGUAUGUUCAUCCAGCCAGGCUGAGGUCCUCCUUCAUUUUGGGUCAGCUGUUUGGACAUUAAGCCGGAUCUCCAACCUGAAUAUCUACUGUCCUCAGGGAGGUGACGGCCUGCUCUCUGUCUGCUCCGCUCCUCCACCCAAAGGCAGCCUGGUUGGUGUCGUGGAUCACACGUGUCAGCUCCACCUUCAUAUUCAAAGUGGGCUGAACGUUGACAAACGGAUCAUGGAGCUCACCCAGUGCAGAGAAAAGCUCAUUCUCAAACUAAAGAAGAUCACUUGCAAAGUCGAAUCUCCGCAGUACAUGCAGAAGUUUCCAGCUCGUGUCAGGCAGCAGAUGGACAACAAGAUGUCUGUUGUGAAGCUGGAGCUGAAGAACAUUGAAGAUCAGCUGGAGGUGCUGAAGGAUGCUGGUGCAGAGUAACUGCAGAAUGUGGAGCUGGAAAUGUGCACAGCUCAAUGUUUGGAGCAAAGACUGGUCACUGUAUGAAAGGAGACAUGAGGUGUAUCAAUGUAAGGGACCAGGCAGUCAGGAAACAUCGACCAGAGCACCUCAACGGAAGUUGUAUGUAACACAGUGCUAAAAUACCCUCAGCAGUAUGAGCAUAAAGAAUAGGAAACAGAAUGUGACCUUUUGACCUCC
Messenger RNA from Thalassophryne amazonica, 3841 nucleotides. It is a transcript of the gene vars2, whose product is annotated as valyl-tRNA synthetase 2, mitochondrial. The transcript has 30 exons. Gene Ontology annotation, biological process: valyl-tRNA aminoacylation. Gene Ontology annotation, cellular component: cytosol. The record is from RefSeq and is a predicted model, not a curated record. Gene Ontology annotation, molecular function: ATP binding; aminoacyl-tRNA deacylase activity; valine-tRNA ligase activity. NCBI's taxonomy places the organism in Eukaryota, Metazoa, Chordata, Actinopteri, Batrachoidiformes, Batrachoididae.